AGAGGCAAGAGACAACGGACAUGCAACAGGCGCAAGUCAAGUGAAUGGCCAAUGACCACCAAAUUGGCAGUAAAGCAUACAAAAAUAACUUCAAAUGGUCAAAAGGUUAACAAAAUCAAGCAGAGAACAAGAGGAGACAGCCAGCCAGGAUGCAAGGAGAAGCGGCUGCAGCGGCUGCUGCUGCUGCAGCUGCACGCUCAACAUGUUGCCAGCAUUCCGUCAGAGGCAGCAGCAACUGUUGCACGUUGCCGGUUGCCAGUUGGCGGUGUGCUUGUUGCAACAGCAACAUAAUCCCCCAGUCAGUGCGCAACGAAAAAAUGAUUAAUGAGUUGCCUCAUUACCUGGCGAAAAUCAAUGUCUUGCGCAUAUUCUGUGGGCCAAGAACCCGAGACGAAGAGCCCGAACCUGUCACAGCCACUUGGCCAUGUUGCUGUUGCUGUUGCUGCUGCUGCUGUUGCUGCCGUCGUUGGUUGUCGCAUAAUAAAUCGAUCAUAAUUCUCAGUCGAGACUCAAAUAUCGCAUGUGUCGACGCUGAUUUCGAUGCCGCCGUUGAUUCUGAUUCCGAUCUGGGACCAGCGACAAUCAGCUCCUGUCGCACACGACGGCACAUGCAACAUCAGCGGCAGCAGCAGCAGCAGCAACAUUCGCGCGCCUGAGCUGGCAACCCAUCUGGCUGGUGGUGCUGACUGAUUUUAUUUAUUAAACUGUUGACAUUCUGUGUCGCCGCUGGCGCCCUUGAU
Molecule: messenger RNA, 740 nt
Organism: Drosophila simulans
Lineage: Eukaryota; Metazoa; Arthropoda; Insecta; Diptera; Drosophilidae
Exons: 2
Coding region: 150-656 (168 amino acids)
Source: RefSeq, a predicted model, not a curated record